AUGCCACUUGAAUUUGUUUUAAGCCAGAAGGGCAACCAACAGUUGAUCAAUAAAGAUUUUGUGUAUACCACCGUCAAAAUCAGAGAAGACAAACACAUUUGGAAAUGUGUUCAUUAUAAUAGACACAAGUGUCUGGGGCGAGUAUGGACAGCUGAAGACAUUGUCAUUUAUGAAAAUGACAAGCAUAACCAUGUCCCAGAUGUGGCUGAAAUCCGAGUCAAGGAAGUAAUGGCCUCAAUUAAACAAAAAGCUGAAACGGUGAUGGAUACACCACAGCAAAAUUUAGCCUCUGUUACGUCGAGUAUCCCAGCGGCAGUAGCAGGAAUUCUCCCACCAGUCGCCGGGAUAAAACGAAAUAUCCUUAAAGCAAGACAAAAGGCAGCGGGAGCUAUGUAA
Macrosiphum euphorbiae (potato aphid) is the source of this 396-nucleotide messenger RNA. The record is from the annotation of a GenBank genome assembly. NCBI's taxonomy places the organism in Eukaryota, Metazoa, Arthropoda, Insecta, Hemiptera, Aphididae.